Messenger RNA from Plasmodium relictum, 237 nucleotides. RefSeq names its product conserved Plasmodium protein, unknown function. Lineage: Eukaryota; Apicomplexa; Aconoidasida; Haemosporida; Plasmodiidae. The coding region runs from base 1 to 237 and encodes 78 amino acids. The transcript has 3 exons. The record is from RefSeq and is a predicted model, not a curated record.
AUGUUUAAAGUUAUUUUUAACUCAUCUUCAUAUCUUUACUCUUUUAAGAAAACAAGAGUUCUAAAGAAGAAUUUUUUAUACAUACAAGACAAAUUAAUAUGUAAUCAACAAACACCGUUACAUAUUUACAAUGCAACUAAACAUUCUAAGAAGUCAAUGAAUCAUAGAUUAUUUUAUAUAAAUUGGAUUUUUAUUUUUUUAUUUCUAAAUGCUUGCAAUAAUCACUUAGAUAUAUAA